AACUACAAGUCCCAUGAUGCAAACGGUCUGGCGCAGAGCCAAACCGUUGGUUCGGUGGGUGUCUGGGUCCGCACAUCAUUGCUGCCUCACGUCGGCUCUGUUAGAGGAGAAAUGGCUGCAGCGCUGUCCCGUGCCCUCAAACUGCCCGGGAAGAAGGGCUCGGAGCUCGGGGAGUAUGACCCUCUCACCCAAGCAGAUAGCGAUGACGAGAGCGAAGAGGAUGACCUUGUGCUCAACUACCCCCGAAAUGGUCUCGGGAGGGAUAGCUGCCUGGGCACGGGGUCUUCCAAGCUGCGCGGCGGCCGAUCUGGAAGACUUGUGGGCGCGGAAGACGGGGUGCAAGACGACGAGGAGGACGAAGAGGAGGACGAGUGGAGAGAGCGACUCCCCAGCAAAUCCAGGCAAGACAGGAAUGACAUGAAGGGAGUGCAGUACUGGAGCCACAGGGACUCGGGCGGCGAGAGGAAGAGGGAGGACAGAGGGGGCCCUGGAGCACUGGGUGGUGCUGGGCUAGGACUUCACAGUUCUGAUGAACAAAAAAGGAUGAGGGUGAAGAAUGCUAUCCGAAGUGCGUUUUUUCUGGUGCCUCUGGUGUGUGCCACAGUGGUCGUGUUGCUCUGUGCGUUCCUGAUUCCAUGCCAGAAGGGAGACCUGGAAAAGAGGCUGCAGUGGGAGAAAGCACUGUUGAGCAAUGUUGAGACAGGAGGUGUCACACCACCCGCACUGGCACUGUGGGAUGUUGAUGGUGAUUCAGUGGAGGAUGUGUUCCUGGGUGUUACCGAACCGACCAAUGAGACCCACACCACACAAACUUACAGUGCAGUGGCCCUUUCUGCCGUCAGCGGCCAGGUGCUGUGGAAAAAAGUCAUGUCAGAGGCUGUGAUGUACAUCCAGUGUGGUCUGCAGUACAGCACCGUGCCGUCGCCCGUGUGCCUCCUCAUCUGCAAAUCCUACAUCACGGCUGUCAACGGCACCACAGGAAAGAAGCUGUGGUCAUCAUCAAUUAAGAGCAUUGAAUCUCAGGCAGUGUUACUUCCAGACCUCCAGGGCGACUCACACCCAGAUCUGCUUGUAGCCACCCUGCCAGCGGAUGACAAAUUCGAUCUCUCUCUGACUUUGAUCUCUGGAGAGACGGGAGCGUUGCUCGGACAUCCUGUGCCUUUCAACGUCACAGCCCAAGGGACGCUGAUUGGGCCUUGGCUAUAUGAGACACAACAAGGAGUAUACUACAUCCUGUUUGGUCUAGGUAAUGUGAAGGCCAUCUCCCUGCGAGACAUCUACUUUCGGGCUACUGGAAAACUACCUGAAACUCAGGCGCUUCGAAAGAAGGAUUCAGGGUGGGAGGGCAUGAAGAAGGACAAUUUCUCCUCCGUCAUACAAAUUUACAGCCCACGUGACCAUGACCAGGCCAAGGUCCUGCUCCCUCUUGUGGCUGGUUUUGGCAGAAACCACAACAACCUGGACACCGCUUCGAACCUGGACUCCACCAGAAGUGACUGGGUGCUGGUGUAUGGAGGCAGCAUACAGUUACUGCUCCGGCAGAGGAAUUUACGAAAGAAAUGGACCUACAAAACAACUUCCAUUCACAGUCAACCAGUGGCGGGACACUUCAAUAGCGAUGGAGUCCUCGAUCUUUUCAUUCAGCAUUCAUCAAAUGGAGUCAUGAAGACAUUAAUCAUCGAUGGGGCGAACGGGACCCGUUUGUGGGCCGCCGAGUUCGUGUGUCCCCAGCUUCGUUUAGAAACGUCUGCAAUCUCCACGUCCACAGGCCAAUCCGCUUUCCUGUUCUGGGCCAGCGAUCCAAUCAAAGCACAGAAGAAUGUUACCAAGACAACCGUGUCGCCGGAUGUUGCCGUGGCAGAGCCUCUCAUUCGAAAGCUCUACCUGCUCCAUCCUACAUAUCCCACAGUCCUGCUGGAGCUCGCCAGUACCACAGACACAGCAGUCACAUCUGCAGUGAGCUACCAAGACCAUCAGAAAGAUGCAUCCUACAUCACAGUGUCCUCCAGGCCCACGCCCGGCUCUGUCCCCAGCGCUUGGAUAGUCAAGAGUGUGAGCCUCAGAGCUGCUAUCACUAAAGGGCAAAUUGUGUGGAUAGGAGAUGGCAGCAAGACCGCGGGAGCCCUUAAACCCGCUGAGGUCAGCAAGUUCUUCAGACGUCUGACCUUCAGACAUCAGUGAGGAGCCACCGCUGCUACCACGACCCUGCCUCACAAGUACGCGGUCCAGCCACAAGGACUUGAGCAAGGAUGAAAGGGACGAAAAGCUGCGGAUGACUCUGCGCUGAGGCGAUGAUGACAGUUCAUCCACGAAGCUGUUUACAUCACGUUUGAUUCAAACAAAAGUCGAAUUUCAUCUCUGGUACUUGAGAAAGACAUCUGUUUUUGUUUUGUUUUUUUUAAAUUGAAACUUUUUCUUUAAAUAAUUUAAGUCACAUUUAGGAAGUCUGUGAUCUUUACCUGAUUGUUUCUUCACUUGAGAACAGCAGAGUAACUUAACACUUGAUCAGUGCAUGUCUAGCAUGCAUCUCUCGUAAUUCCAGUAUCUACUGUGUGGUACGGUCCACUAUUUCAAUGCAUUUUGUCAUGAUUAUUGUUCUUCUGCUCCUUGAUGAUUUAGUUAGUAUAAGAAUUCUGUAAAUAUUUAAUGCUGUACAGUAAUUUAUUGAUUUGCCUUUUUCUUGUCUGAACUUUUUAAGAUGAAUGAACCGCUGUUUGCUAAGGGUUAUGAUAUUUAAAUGUAAGCUGCAAGAGAAAAUAAAGCGCAAUGUGUA
Molecule: messenger RNA, 2773 nt
Organism: Oreochromis niloticus (Nile tilapia)
Lineage: Eukaryota; Metazoa; Chordata; Actinopteri; Cichliformes; Cichlidae
Gene: fam234b
Product: family with sequence similarity 234 member B
Exons: 13
Coding region: 112-2181 (689 amino acids)
Source: RefSeq, a predicted model, not a curated record